Molecule: messenger RNA, 1155 nt
Organism: Hevea brasiliensis (rubber tree)
Lineage: Eukaryota; Viridiplantae; Streptophyta; Magnoliopsida; Malpighiales; Euphorbiaceae
Product: cuscuta receptor 1-like
Exons: 3
Coding region: 1-1155 (384 amino acids)
Molecular function (GO): protein binding
Source: RefSeq, a predicted model, not a curated record
AUGAGCAAGAAUGAUCUUAGUGGCACAUGGCCUUUGUGUCUAGCAAAUUUAAUAUCCAUAUAUACACUAGAUCUUUCCCAAAUCCCAAUUUCACUACUACCAUUCUUCAACCAUUCAAAGCUCAAGUACUUGAAUUGUCGUGAGAAUGAAAUACAUACAGAUAUAGAUGUGCCCAAUUUGACACCAAAAUUUCAAUUAGAGACGCUAUAUUUGUCAGGUCAAAGAGAAGGUGGAGUUUUUCCCAAGUUCCUCUACUAUCAACGCAUAAUACCCCAGGACUUGACUGUAGAAUGCAUUUCAUUAUCUGGGCUCAUUCUUUCAAACAACAAUUUGCAAGGCCAAAUCUUCCCAAGACAGGCUAAUUGCAAAGAAUUGCGUCUAUUACGGUUGGAUGGCAAUCAAUUCAUUGGAAGUGUCCCAUAUAGCAUACUUAAUUGCACUGGGUUGCAAGUGUUGGACGUGAGAGAUAAUCAUCGCACUGGUAGUAUUCCUAGUUGGAUAAGGAAUGUAACUUUUCUUCAAGUCUUUGGUCUGUCAAAGAAUAAUCUCUUUGGAAAACUACCAUCUAGCUUUGGCCCUCUAAAGAUUAUUUCCAUAUAUCUAUCAAAAAAUAGGAUGGAAGGAUCAUCCAUGAAUGCAUUUUACAAUUGUUCUGAAUCAAUGACACUGGAUCUUAGUGACAACUAUUUCACUAGAAGGAUUCCAAAAUGGACUGGCAAGCUUCCACAAUUGAGAUUUCUUCUUUUGGGUAAUAAUAAUCUUGAAGGUGAAAUGCCAAUUCAGCAAAUUGAGAGCUUGGAUCUUUCCUACAACAACUUGAAUGGCAACAUUCCUCAGCUUACUCAACUAAAUUUUCUAACUGUCUUUAGUGUAGCACACAACAACUUAUCUGGCAACACACCUGAGAUAGUUGCACAAUUUGCGACAUUCGACAAAAGUAGCUAUGAGGAAAACCCUUUCCUCUGUGGACCUCCACUAUCCAAAAGUUGCUUUUCUUCAUCAAUAAUGCCAAGAGUUUCAAAGGAGGAUAAAAAAGAUCAUAAGAGAGAUGGUGGCUUUAUGGACAUGGAUGCUUUCUAUAUGAGUUUUCUGAUUUCCUAUGCCAUAGAGUUGUUGACCAUAGCUGCUGUUUUGUACAUAAAUCCAUAUUGGUGA